CGUGCAACUUUGACGUGAACGGUUCGCCGAAUUCCUGGGAAAGAAAUCCAAAAGCACGCCGUUUCAGAGUGCAGUGAAAUUCGACUUAGCGGUGUUCUUUCUGCCUACCAAAAAAAAUUAAGAGGGAGCGUGUACAGAAACAGACACAUAGGAACCGUGUGCAUUUGUGUCCCCAGAUCUUCAAUCAAACUGCUGUCAAACGGAUCUAAAUUGUGUAAAGUGCUGAAGCGGUGAUUUUUUGACACUCGCAUUCCCCUUUGGAGUCCCAAGGACAACAAGGAUAAGCGCAGGCCGCUUUUUGUGAUUUUUUUUUGGAAAUCUACACUCGGAUCAUCAUGUUCAUACCGCGAGCCCAGUCCGCCUUCAAAGCGCUGCGCAGUGCGCAGCCGCGCGUGCGCCUUUACUUUGUCAGCAAGAAUGCCUACUCGAGUCAGGUGGAGUACAAGCCCAUUCGAUCGGUGCUGGUGGCCAAUCGCGGGGAGAUCGCCAUUCGUGUCUUCCGCGCCUGCACAGAGCUGGGCAUCAAGUCGGUGGCUGUGUACUCGGAGCAGGACAAGAUGCACAUGCAUCGCCAGAAGGCGGACGAGUCGUAUCUGGUCGGCAAGGGCCUGCCACCGGUGGAGGCCUACCUCAACAUUCCAGAGAUCAUUCGUGUGUGCAAGGAGAACGACGUGGAUGCCGUGCAUCCCGGCUAUGGCUUCCUCUCCGAGCGCAGUGACUUUGCCCAGGCCGUGAUCGAUGCUGGCCUUCGGUUCAUCGGCCCCACGCCCAAGGUUGUCCAGAACAUGGGCGACAAGGUGGCAGCCCGUGUGGCGGCCAUCGAAGCUGGUGUGCCCAUUGUGCCCGGCACAGACGGUCCCGUCACCACCAAGGACGAGGCCCUCGAGUUCUGCAAGAAGCACGGACUGCCAGUCAUCUUCAAGGCGGCCUACGGUGGCGGCGGACGUGGCAUGCGUGUGGUGCGCAAGAUGGAGGAGGUCGAGGAGAAUUUCCAGCGUGCCAGCUCCGAGGCAAAGGCUGCCUUCGGAAACGGCGCCAUGUUCAUAGAAAAGUUCAUCGAGCGUCCGCGUCACAUCGAGGUUCAGCUGCUGGGCGACAAGGCCGGCAAUGUGGUGCACCUGUACGAGCGCGACUGCUCGGUGCAGCGUCGCCACCAGAAGGUGGUGGAAAUCGCUCCGGCUCCCCGCUUGCCCCUGGAGUUGCGCGACAAGAUGACAGACGCGGCCGUGCGUCUGGCCAAGCACGUGGGCUACGAGAACGCCGGCACCGUGGAGUUCCUGUGCGACGAGUCUGGCAACUUCUACUUCAUCGAGGUGAAUGCCCGCCUUCAGGUGGAGCACACGGUCACGGAGGAGAUCACCGGCAUCGAUCUGGUGCAGUCGCAGAUCCGCAUUGCCGAGGGCAUGACCCUGCCAGAGCUGGGCUACACCCAGGAGAACAUCAAGCCCCGCGGCUAUGCCAUCCAGUGCCGUGUCACAACCGAGGAUCCCGCCAACGAUUUCCAGCCCAACACCGGACGCCUGGAGGUGUUCCGAUCGGGCGAGGGCAUGGGCAUUCGCCUGGACAGCGCGUCGGCCUACGCCGGCGCCAUCAUCUCGCCGUACUACGACUCCCUGCUGGUCAAGGUGAUCUCGCAUGCCGGCGAUCUGCAGAGUUCCGCUGCCAAAAUGAACCGUGCGCUGCGCGAGUUCCGCAUUCGCGGUGUCAAGACCAACAUACCCUUCCUGCUGAACGUGCUGGAGAACCAGAAGUUCCUGCACGGCGUCCUGGACACCUACUUCAUUGACGAGCAUCCGCAGCUCUUCAAGUUCCGUCCCACCCAGAAUCGUGCACAGAAAUUGCUCAACUACUUGGGUGAAGUGCUGGUCAACGGCCCACAGACACCACUCGCCACCACCCUGAAGCCCGCCGAGGUCAGUCCUCAUGUACCAGCCGUUCCCCUGGAUCUGUCGGCGGAGGCAUUAGAACGUGAAGAGCGUGGCGAGGCCAAAGUUACGGAACCACCUUGCGGUCUUCGUGAUAUUUUGGUGCGCCAGGGCCCGGAGGCCUUUGCGAAGGAGGUUCGCUCCCGCAAGAACCUGAUGCUGAUGGACACCACCUUCCGCGAUGCUCACCAGUCGCUGCUGGCCACGCGUGUGCGCUCCCACGAUCUGCUGAAGAUCUCGCCCUAUGUGGCCCACAAGUUCCACAAUCUCUAUGCGCUGGAGAACUGGGGCGGCGCCACCUUCGAUGUGGCCCUGCGCUUCCUGCACGAGUGCCCCUGGGAGCGUUUGGAGGAGAUGCGCAAGCGCAUCCCGAACAUUCCAUUCCAGAUGCUGUUGCGCGGAGCCAAUGCCGUCGGCUACACCAGCUAUCCGGACAACGUGGUCCACAAGUUCUGCGAACUGGCGGUUCAAACCGGCAUGGACAUCUUCAGAGUGUUCGAUUCCCUCAACUAUCUGCCCAACUUGAUACUCGGCAUGGAGGCUGCUGGCAAGGCAGGCGGCGUGGUCGAGGCGGCCAUUUCCUACACCGGCGAUGUCAGCGAUCCCAAGCGCACCAAGUACGAUCUCAAGUACUACACAAAUCUGGCCGAUGAGCUCGUCAAGGCUGGCACCCAUGUGCUCUGCAUCAAGGAUAUGGCGGGUCUGCUGAAGCCCGAGGCAGCAAGAUUGCUCAUCACUGCCAUUCGUGACAAGCAUCCUGACAUACCAAUCCACAUCCACACCCACGACACCUCCGGAGCUGGAGUGGCCUCCAUGCUGGCCUGUGCACAGGCUGGCGCCGAUGUGGUCGAUGUGGCCGUCGACUCGAUGAGUGGCAUGACCUCACAGCCGAGCAUGGGCGCCGUGGUGGCCUCGCUGCAGGGCACAACUCUGGACACUGGCGUGGAUCUGCGCGAUGUGUCGGAGUACUCGGCCUACUGGGAGCAGACGCGCACCCUGUACGCGCCCUUCGAGUGCACCACGACCAUGCGGUCGGGCAAUGCCGAUGUGUACCUGAACGAGAUCCCCGGCGGUCAGUACACCAACCUGCAGUUCCAGGCCUUCUCUCUGGGUCUGGGCGACUUCUUUGAGGAUGUGAAGAAGGCGUAUCGCGAGGCCAAUUUGCUGUUGGGCGACAUUAUCAAGGUCACGCCCUCCUCCAAGGUGGUGGGUGACUUGGCCCAGUUUAUGGUUCAGAACCACCUCACUGCCGAUCAGGUGCUGGAGCGCGCUGAGGAGCUGUCGUUCCCCAAGUCCGUGGUGGAGUACCUGCAGGGUCUCAUUGGCAUUCCCCAUGGCGGAUUCCCCGAGCCACUGCGCUCCCGCGUACUCAAGGACAUGCCACGCAUCGAGGGACGUCCGGGCGCCGAGCUGGAGCCACUGGACUUUGACAAGCUGAAGCAGGACCUGAAGGAAUCUCACGCUAAUAUCAGUGACCGCGACGUCAUGUCGGCGGCUCUCUAUCCCCAGGUGACCAACGAGUAUCUGUUCUUCCGCGAGAAGUUCGGCCCCGUCGACAAACUGGACACGCGCAUCUUCCUCACCGGACCCAAGGUGGGUGAGGAGUUCGAGGUGACGCUGGAGCGCGGCAAGACGCUGAGUCUGAAGGCCAUGGCCAUGGCCGCCGAUCUCAAGCCGAACGGAGAUCGCGAGGUCUUCUUCGAGAUGAACGGACAGCUGCGCACAGUUCACAUUCUCGACAAGGAGGCGGUCAAGGAAAUCCACGUUCAUCCCAAGGCUAAUAAGGCGGUCAAGAGCGAGGUGGGAGCCCCCAUGCCCGGCACUGUCAUUGACAUUCGCGUCGCCGUCGGCGAUAAGGUUGAGAAGGGUCAGCCCCUGGUUGUGCUCUCCGCCAUGAAGAUGGAGAUGGUUGUCCAGGCACCACAGGCGGGCGUUGUCAAGAAGCUGGAGAUUGCAAACGGCAUGAAGCUCGAGGGCGAUGAUCUGCUGAUGAUCGUCGAGUAAUCUACACCUCUCAUCGCGCCCGAUACAAAGGGCUCAUGUCCAUUGUCCAUUGUCCGUGCUGCCAGCGCACACCUACUGUAACAUUAA
Drosophila guanche is the source of this 4016-nucleotide messenger RNA. RefSeq names its product pyruvate carboxylase, mitochondrial (gene PCB). The coding region runs from base 336 to 3929 and encodes 1197 amino acids. Gene Ontology annotation, cellular component: cytoplasm. NCBI's taxonomy places the organism in Eukaryota, Metazoa, Arthropoda, Insecta, Diptera, Drosophilidae. Gene Ontology annotation, biological process: pyruvate metabolic process; gluconeogenesis. The record is from RefSeq and is a predicted model, not a curated record. Gene Ontology annotation, molecular function: metal ion binding; pyruvate carboxylase activity; ATP binding. The transcript has 7 exons.